This is a messenger RNA of Erythranthe guttata (spotted monkey flower), 1070 nucleotides long. RefSeq names its product protein TONNEAU 1a. Gene Ontology annotation, molecular function: protein binding. The record is from RefSeq and is a predicted model, not a curated record. NCBI's taxonomy places the organism in Eukaryota, Viridiplantae, Streptophyta, Magnoliopsida, Lamiales, Phrymaceae.
CUCAUCUUCAGUUCAAACUCAACAAACCCAAACCCCAAAACCAAAAUCAGAAACCCGAAAAAACCCAGAGAUGGAUGAUUACACGAGAGAAAUGAUGGAUUUGAAAACCCUAGUCACUCGUACUUUGGAGAAGAAAGGCGUUCUUGCCAGGAUCCGUGCUGAAUUGAGAGCUAGCGUGUUUGAAGCUAUCGAAGAGGAAGAUAAAGUUAUCGAAAAAGACGAAGGUCUUCCUCCUGCUUUAUUGGGUAGCUGCAAUGAUCGUGCAAAGCAUCUACACAAUUCGCCUUCGGGAAGGCUUCUAACUGCCUUAAUAUGUGAAUAUCUGGAUUGGGCGCAAUUAAACCACACGUUGAAAGUAUACUUACCGGAGUGUAAUUUGCCAAAGGAUUCUUGGAAAUCGGAGUUAAAAGAUUUCGGGAGCAAGAACGCGUACGACAUUAAUCGGAACGGAGAAAGUGGGCCCUUGCUUUUGGAUGUUCUUGAGGGUUUCUUAAAGUACGAGAAUUUAUCUCAAGAAAGAGGUGGCAGCCAAAGAUCGAACACGCCUGAAGUCGAAUUUAUACCAAACAUGGAAAUUCGAAACAAUAGGAGACCUUCAUCUACUUCACCGGCUGGUGGUUUACCUCCACUAGGAAGGCCUCAUCACGCUUCACAGUCAUCUGAUCGAAGAGCAAGGUCAUCUACAUCGGGAUAUAGGAAAGAUGAAUACAAUUGGCGGUAUGGUAAUAAUGAAGAACUUCCGGAAGAUGUAGUCCGUGCUUCUACUGCUUUGGAAAAUCUGCAUUUGGAUAGAAAGACUCGUAAUUUGACCACAUCUUGGAGACAUGCUGAGGAUGAAGUUUCCGAGGACGAUAGUACCGGUUAGAGACCAACUCCAGACGAAAAAUCUUUUAACUUAAAACUUAUUUAAUAGGAUUUGUUUUUCUAUUGAUCCAACAAUGUUGAUUUUUUAUUGUUUUUAUUUUUUUUUUGUGUGUUAAUUUUUGGCCAUGAAAUGGCUUUGAUUUUAUGUAACAUGUGCUUGUGUAAUUUAAAAUCUAGUGAUCAUUAAAACUAAUUUUUAUGUCCUC